CUUGCCAGACUGUCCAUAAAUCCGUGCUCACCAUCUCACGACCGCUCACGACUUGUCCUGUGAGGUUAUGUUGUAUUAUUGUCCUUAUUGCUAUUAUUUUGCCACUAACUCAGUUUGAGAGAACGUAAUAUAAAAGUAGCAUAUGUGAUUUACAUACGUGAAGCCUUCGAAGAGUUAAAGCAUGUUUGUAAAAAAUCAGAUGUUACUUGUACCAUUUGGAUUAAUAUUCCUAUACAGUUUAGCGGUUCCAGUUUUGUCUUACGUCAUUGAAUUAGGGCCAGUGAACAAACUUCUUCGAUGCCCUGGAUUGUACUGUGGGCGGCAGAUAUUAUCAAAUGGUAGCUGGAGUAAUUGUGGCGCAUGUCCACGUGGCUAUAGGACAAAUGUUUCAUCGGCAUGUAUUGAGUGCAAUGACAGACCCGAAUUUUAUGAUUGGCUAUAUCUUGGUUUUAUGGUAUUACUUGCACUUGUUUUACAUUGGUUCUCUAUAGAUACAGCUGCUAAGAGACGAAGUUUCUGUAAGGAAGUGUUGGUGCUGCAUAUCUCGGCUCUGUUUGAAAUUGUAACAGCAGCAAUUCUCACACUGCUCAUGUCAGAUCCUGUGGGAAGUUUGGCUGUGCGCUCUUGUCGAACAGAGAAACUCUCUGAUUGGUAUACAUUACUUCAUAACCCCAACCCACACUAUGAUGAGACACUGCAUUGCACACAAGAAGCGGUAUAUCCACUGUACACAAUGGUGUUUAUUUUUUACGCAUUAUCUGUUGUGCUUAUGCUGCUUGUGAGACCCUGGUUGGUGCAGCAUUUUCUUCCAAAACAUGGCAAGAUGUCAAUUUAUGCAGCACUUUAUUUCUUUCCAACCUUAGCACUUAUUCAGGCAGUCUUUGGAGGUCUUAUUUAUUAUUCCUUUCCAUAUGUAGUUAUCAUUUUGUCUGUCAUAUCAAAUGCAGCUCAUUUUGCAUUCAAAUUAGAUCAGUCUAUGCAGUUCUUGAUUGUAAAUACGGUAACAGACAUAAGAAACGUUGUGAUCCUGCUCGGUCACUGGCUACUUCAUGCAUAUGGGAUUAUUGCAAUCACACAACUACAAGAUCCUGUAUUUCAUUCUGCACUUGUAGCCUUAGUGCCACUACCAGCUGUGUUCUACAUUCUAACUGCUCGUUUCACAGACCCUAACAAACUUCAUACAGAUUGACAAGACAGAAUUUCAGUAUCUCA
This is a messenger RNA of Cryptotermes secundus, 1212 nucleotides long. Its product is annotated as JNK1/MAPK8-associated membrane protein. The coding region runs from base 182 to 1189 and encodes 335 amino acids. Gene Ontology annotation, molecular function: ubiquitin protein ligase binding. Gene Ontology annotation, biological process: response to unfolded protein. The record is from RefSeq and is a predicted model, not a curated record. The transcript is spliced from 6 exons. NCBI's taxonomy places the organism in Eukaryota, Metazoa, Arthropoda, Insecta, Blattodea, Kalotermitidae. Gene Ontology annotation, cellular component: membrane.